CUUCAGACAGAACCGGGAAGUGUGAACACGGAAUUAUAAGUAAAAUUUAAACUUUACUUUCUGGCUAGAUAUAGUGUUUGUUGAUCAAAGACACUAAAAAGAACAGUGGUAUGACUUCGGGCACACCGUCGGCGCUUUACUGACUAUCCGUUUAGUUUUAACUUUGUAGUUAUGCUUAUAUGUUUAUUAUCCUGCUGACCGGAUAGGCUGGUCGGCACAUGACAGUUGCUUUGUACCUUUUAAUUACGGCAUUAUAUGUGUUCGUCUGAUUGUUAAUCGCUAAAAGCUCGAAUCAGAUUUAGGGAGAUUCCGUUUUUGAAGGGUUGUAAAAAGGCAUGUCUAGCUGUCUCUAACUUAAAACUGAUUGGUUAGUGUCGAGAGGCGUAGCGAUGCGUGUAACUGCCUGAAUUGCUCUCUUGUGAUGGGAAACUCUUGUGUGGCAAAAACAAGGACAUUUAAACGCUAUGCUGUAAAUGUGGAAAGCAUUAAAUGGUCUGUUGAAAUUCGUGUUCAAACCAGAGAAGUUUCAUGAUAUUUAAUUUCAUCGAAGUGUUUCCCUAUUUCACAUAGCUCACCAGCUACAUCUACUAUAGCCUACUUUUUUCCAUACAUACCAUCAAAGGAAAAAAAAUGAGUGAGAAUGCCGAUUUAAUUGAUGGUAAAAUUGGCGAUACCAAAAAUUUUGUUGAUCAGGAAAAAAUAAAUAUAAUAAAACCUGGUGACCCCGACGUAGAGUGCCAGAGUAACUUAAAUAGGGGCGAGGGCGUUGAACCCAUCACCCAUUUGUACAAGCGGCGAUGGUUUAUGGUCUGUUUAUUCAGCUCUUAUUCUCUAUGUAACGCGUUCCAAUGGAUUCAGUACGGAAUUAUCAGCAAUAUAUUUAUGAAGUUCUACAGUGUCGACGCUUUCACCAUAGACUGGAUGUCCAUGAUCUAUAUGCUGACAUACAUCCCCUUCAUAUUUCCCAUCACCUGGCUUCUGGACAAGAAGGGGUUGCGGGUAAUUGCGCUCGUGGCGACCGCUAUGAAUUGCGUCGGGACUUGGAUCAAGGUUGCUAGCGUCAGACCGGACUUGUUUGGGGUGACAAUGCUGGGACAGUUCGCCUGUGCUUUGGCGCAGGUCUUCAUCCUUGGAAUGCCGUCCCGAAUCGCCUCUGUGUGGUUCGGGUCAGAGGAGGUCUCUACAGCCUGCUCGAUUGGAGUCUUUGGAAACCAGUUAGGCAUAGCCAUUGGGUUCCUGGUCCCCCCCAUCCUGGUGCCAAAUGUGGAAGACAUGGACGAGCUGGCCCACCACAUCAGUGUCAUGUUCUACAUGACGGCCGGAGUGGCUACCCUGCUCUUCAUCCUGGUGGCCCUCACGUUCCAGGAGAGGCCGGACAUCCCGCCCACCCAGGCCCAGGUGGUGGCGCGUAGCAUCCCCCCAGACCAGUACUCCUACAUGGACUCCAUCCUCCGCCUGCUCCGCAACCGGCCCUUCGUCCUCCUCAUCCUCACCUACGGCCUGAAUGUUGGCUGCUUCUAUGCUGUGGGCACGCUGCUGAACAGAAUGAUCAUAGAGCACUACCCUGGUGAAGAGGUGAAUGCUGGAAGAAUUGGCCUCACCAUCGUAAUCGCUGGAAUGGUGGGCUCCCUCAUCUGUGGGAUCUGGCUGGACAGGACCAAGACCUACAAGCAGACCACCCUGGCCAUCUACCUCAUGUCGCUGGUGGGGAUGCUGGUGUACGCGUUUACCCUUGACCUCGGCCACCUCUGGGUGGUUUUCAUCACCGGUGGGGCACUGGGGUUCUUUAUGACGGGAUACCUGCCCUUGGGGUUUGAGUUUGCGGUGGAGCUGACGUACCCUGAGUCUGAGGGUACCUCCUCAGGGCUGCUCAACUGCUCGGCGCAGGUGUUUGGGAUCAUAUUCACCAUCUCCCAGGGAAAGGUGAUCGACACCUUCGGCACGCUGGCUGGGAACAUCUUCCUCUGCAUCUUCCUCUUCAUCGGGAGCAUCAUGACAGGUUUUAUCAAGUCUGACCUUAGGAGGCAAAAGGCAAACCAGUCUGCCAAGGAGGGUGGGCCAGUGGAUCACCUGGAGGGGGUUGUACCGUCGCCCGCAGUCCUGAAGGAGACCAAGAUGUAGGGAUGAACAUCUCGCUGGAAGGAAAUGCGGACGCAGUUACUCCCUCCCGAAAACACACACACACAUAGAGACAAAGGAGACACACUUUCUGCUAGCAGCAGAUUAUGUUUGACUCAACAUUUUACUUCUCCAGUUUUUAACAGCUAUUUCUCCCUGAGAUGAUAAAGUCUGGAUCUAAUGUGAUUUAAAUGUAAACACAUUUUUAGUAGUCAUUGAGGGCCCUACUUUGACAAACAAAUGCAAUGACUAAGCUAGCACAACACAGUUUGGUGGCAGGGAAAUCUAAAAUUUGGUAACUUGAUAGUGCUAGACUUACAGUUGCAAGAAUAAGUAUGUGAACCCUUUGGGAUUACUUGGAUUUCUGCAUAAAUUGGUCAUAAAAUAUGUUCUGAUCUUCAUCUA
Messenger RNA from Megalops cyprinoides (Indo-Pacific tarpon), 2523 nucleotides. Its product is annotated as feline leukemia virus subgroup C receptor-related protein 2-like. Gene Ontology annotation, molecular function: heme transmembrane transporter activity; heme binding. The transcript has 10 exons. The coding region runs from base 631 to 2121 and encodes 496 amino acids. Lineage: Eukaryota; Metazoa; Chordata; Actinopteri; Elopiformes; Megalopidae. Gene Ontology annotation, cellular component: membrane. The record is from RefSeq and is a predicted model, not a curated record. Gene Ontology annotation, biological process: heme export; transmembrane transport.